Messenger RNA from Eufriesea mexicana, 1313 nucleotides. RefSeq names its product upstream activation factor subunit spp27 homolog Non2 (gene Non2). NCBI's taxonomy places the organism in Eukaryota, Metazoa, Arthropoda, Insecta, Hymenoptera, Apidae. The coding region runs from base 24 to 815 and encodes 263 amino acids. The transcript is spliced from 5 exons. The record is from RefSeq and is a predicted model, not a curated record.
CGCACAGCGAGAAGGACACGAUCAUGGCUGAUAUUUCGAACGAAGAACUUCGUAAGGAAAUCACCGCUAUCCUUAAGGAUGCGGAUCUUACCACUACAUCUGCUAAGAAAGUAAGGCUACAGAUUGAAGGAAAGCUCGAUAUAGAUCUUACCGAGAGGAAAAAAGAAGUAGAUGUUUUGGUCAUGGAGUGUUUAAAAGAAAAACAAGAUGGAGGAAAGAAUAAGAAGAAAACUGCUAGCGAAGAAUCUGAAGAUGGUGAGGAGGAGGAAGAGGAAGGGUCGGAGGAAGAAGAGGAGGAGGAAGAAAAGAAGCCAGCCAAAAGAAGUCCUGCAAAAAAAGCAAUAAGCAAGCGUAAGAAGGGAUCUUCUGACGAUGAAGAAAGUGCAAGCGAUGAUGAUGCAAGCGAUGAAGAGUAUAAUCCCAAAAAAACAAAAGCUACACCCAAAAAAAAUAAAACUAGCAAAAAGGGAAAGAAGAAAGGUAGUGACAGUGACAGUGAUGAAGAUUGGGGUAAGGUUAAGAAACCACAAGGUGGAGGAACAAAGAAAGGUGGAGGUGGAGGAGCUAAAGCCAAGGGCGGUUAUACUCGCGCUAUUACACUAUCUCCCGAACUUGCUGCUGUUGUGGGUGCUGAACGAAUGGCUCGACAUGAAGUCGUGAAAAAGAUUUGGAGUAUUAUCAAAGAAAAAGAUCUUUAUGAUCCUAAGAAUAAACAAUUUGCCAUCUGCGAUGAUGAAUUAUUGAAAGUAAUUGGAGUAAAACGUUUUAGAACUUUCGGUAUGAUGAAAUACCUCAAAAGUCAUUUUCUAGAGUAAAUCAUCCUUGAACCACAAAUUCUGACAGGUUAUAAACAUUGUAUAACGUAUUCCAAGAUGCAAAGUGCAUCUCUCCAUCUUUCUCACACGAUACAUACAUAAAUAUACAUACAUACAUACAAACACGAACAUAUUUCUCGCGACUUAAGACUUUAGCCAUGUUUACAUCAUUCCGAUAAACUCUGUUGUCCAUGGUAGCUGCUUUGUCUUAUUGAAUGUUCGCAAUGUAGCAUCUUAAUUUAUGGGCAUUAUUAAAAGCGUGGCGCGUUAACGAUGUUAAAGGUUGCCCUAAAUGUGUACGUAAAUGAUGACCCACAAGUAGGAAUCCAUGUAGGUUCGGUCAAUGUUAGAACGGUAUAAAAAGGGAGGGUUGAUACCAUGGACGUGCGGAUGAUUUCGAAAUGUGGAAAACAUUUAAAUGGCCGAUAGUCAAUAAGCUGGUUUUAAGUCAAUGUAUUCAGAGUUAAUGUUUUAUCGUUUGCCUGGUGGUUCUUGUAA